CGUAGAGCGUAAAAUCUAUUUAACAGCAGCUACUGUUUUGUAUUUUACUCAACAAGUGAAAGUUUUGUUGGAUUUCAAGGGUGGCAGCAACGAUCGUCUACUGGAUCAAUUGCUUGACUUGAUCGACUCAGCCGAAGGUGGUCCAUCUAGAACAGUUCGGUCAACAAAAUUAGCUACGGUUGAUGGAUCUCAGCAAACCAAACAACAAACUAAACUAGAUCUAUAUCGAGGAAUAAUCGAAUCGAUCAGCGAAUCAGAAGAUAAAAAGAUCUCGAUGAAGGCAAAGUUCAUAGACUAUAUUCCUGAUAUUGCCCAGACUUUGUGUUCGAAUCUCCAGGAUCAUUUUGAUGAUGUUUGGUUUGCACUAAAUGUAAAAAGAAUGAAGGGGAAUGUGAGAUAUCCUCUGCGCGAAACUAUUCGUUUACCCAAGAACGAGAAUCAAACACAAAACGUAUUCUUCACUGGGAUUGCUUCGUAUAGCAUAGAAAUGUCAUCUAGCAUCGAUCACUUUUGCUUGGGCAGUUAUCGACUGCGAAAGGAUUUACUUAAGAAGGGAGCCGAACUGAUGGAUGCAGAUAUUUUCUAUGUAUUUCUUUUGGUUGUCGAUACGAGCGAAAAAGCGGAAAUAGCACGUUGGAAAACUGGACAGUUUAUUUGGAACAUAACCAAUCCGGCAAACGACAACGGCCUGCAAUACCAGUGUCAACUAUGGGAUGAUCAAACAAGCUGGAGUUCAACCUUCUGUGAGUCAACAAUGGACACCAAAACUAUAGCUUGCAACUGUUCUCGGCUCGAUUUCAUGAGAUUGGUAGCCAUUAAUUCGUCAACAAUAACCACCGAGACACCACGCACUACAUCAGAUGAAAAGAUUUCCCGAACCGUUCAAGUUACAACAACUGAGUUGGCUUCAACGAUCAGUAAUAUACUUGAGACCACAACCGAUACGGAUAUGCUUACAUUUGCUCCACUUUCUUCAACAACUUCCCUUCCAACAAUCGACGCUCCUGUCACAACUUCGUCCACACAACUCCCCACUACCACACAAACUCCUUCUUCAACAGAGGCCUUAGAAUCAACGACGGUAGCAACCACAACAACCACCACCCAACUACCCAAAAUCAACGCUACCAGAGCCCCCGGCAGCACCGCAGAGCUACCAACGAUUACACCAACCACGGAACAACUGAGCGAUCAAGGAAACUCAACACAAAAGCAUCAUCAUUUUACCAGUUCUGCUGGACCGCUCAGCUACUCGAUUAUGGCGGCCCUAGCCGUUUGUGUCCUGUUUACCGGGGUAGCGCUGGUCCUGUACAGACGACGCCGUCACACUACAACCCUGGCCGAGGAACUUCAAACCAUAACCGCACGCUUGAGAAGCAACUCAGCACCGGUGCGAUACGCCCGUUUCCAGGACGAACACAACAUGAUCGGUGACAAUGUGUCGACCAUCUCCGAUACGGUGACUAUUUGAACGCGUUUGCAGAAUUUGCUUGAAGUACUUAGAACGUAUACUCAUGUGAUUGAAAUUGUUAAAUAUUUUUGACGAAUUUUGUG
Messenger RNA from Uranotaenia lowii, 1554 nucleotides. RefSeq lists its product as uncharacterized. Lineage: Eukaryota; Metazoa; Arthropoda; Insecta; Diptera; Culicidae. Bases 275 to 1471 code for a protein of 398 amino acids. The record is from RefSeq and is a predicted model, not a curated record. The transcript has 3 exons.